ACCAUAGCAUUCAUCACUUCUACACUCAUUCACUCAAACAUAUGGCUAGCUCAAUGCUUAUCAAGGUUACUUGCUUGGCUAUGAUAUGCUUGGUUUUUGGUAUUCCCUUAGCCAAUGCUGGGCAAUCAUGUGGUCAAAUAAAAGGUUCCUUAGUACCAUGCCUUAGGUACCUUAGGCACCCAGGACCAACUGUCCCUGAACUAUGUUGUAAUGGUGUUAGGACUGUUAAUGACCAAGCCAAAUCUCUUCCUGAACGUAAAGAUGCCUGUGAAUGCAUCAAAUCAACAUUAAUCGCCAUACCUGGACUCGAUCCUGAUGCUGUUCAGGGUCUUCCUAACAAAUGUGGAGUCAAUUUGCCUUUCCCAAUUGGUGCUAACAUGGAUUGUAGCAAGUUAGGGGGCGUGGCACACUGAGUUUAUAGGGCUUGAAGUUUAUGAAUAAAGAAUAAACUUGGUUUGGUAAUAACCAAGACAGAAUAAAGAGGUUAUUUUAAUUUCUCUGGUUGUAACUCAAUUCCCAUUAGGGAUCACUGUAUUAUGAGUUUUGAUAAUUAUUUAUUUAUAAUUUUAAAAAAACUUCAAUUUUUUUUUA
This is a messenger RNA of Lathyrus oleraceus (garden pea), 591 nucleotides long. RefSeq names its product non-specific lipid-transfer protein 1. Bases 42 to 413 code for a protein of 123 amino acids. The record is from RefSeq and is a predicted model, not a curated record. Gene Ontology annotation, molecular function: lipid binding. The transcript is spliced from 2 exons. NCBI's taxonomy places the organism in Eukaryota, Viridiplantae, Streptophyta, Magnoliopsida, Fabales, Fabaceae. Gene Ontology annotation, biological process: lipid transport.